Manis pentadactyla (Chinese pangolin) is the source of this 4039-nucleotide messenger RNA. It is a transcript of the gene CHPF2, whose product is annotated as chondroitin polymerizing factor 2. Lineage: Eukaryota; Metazoa; Chordata; Mammalia; Pholidota; Manidae. Gene Ontology annotation, molecular function: glucuronosyl-N-acetylgalactosaminyl-proteoglycan 4-beta-N-acetylgalactosaminyltransferase activity. The record is from RefSeq and is a predicted model, not a curated record. Gene Ontology annotation, cellular component: Golgi cisterna membrane. The transcript has 4 exons. The coding region runs from base 1553 to 3895 and encodes 780 amino acids.
GCGGUCACCAUAGAGACGGGGACUGACAGCGAGCGGAAGAGGAAGGAGCUGGCCGGGCUGUGAGGUGGCAGCGGUUGCAGCGGCGGAGCCGGCGCCUCGGCUGGGCACUGGGGUCUGUUCCCCCUUCCCCGCCUUUCCCCUGCAAGGGCGACAGGGCGCCGCUCCCGAGCUCAGGAGCCGGUCGGUCCCCGCACCCUCGCUCCUGGACCGCGCUGGCCGCGUCGGCCACGCCCGGGCAGCCCUUUAUCCGUCCGCUGCCGCCCCCGACCCUGCCACAGGGGCCUCCCCCUGUGCUGUCGUUCGCCCGCUCGCGCAGUGAGGGCCCUCGCCCCGCCGACGGGCCCGAGAACAGUCUCUCCCCUCCUUUCCCAGCCGCGACCUCCAUUGCCGUAGCGCGCGGCGGGGACAAACCGAGCUGGGUCCCCCUGCCCCUCCUCAUCAGCUGCGUGACGCAGUCGGUUUUGUUUUCAGGCCAACGGCCGAAACUCGCUCUGGGCCUGCUUUCCAAGACUAGAAUUGGUCUUCGAUCGCUGGGAGGUAGAGUAGGGGCACCGGGCCUGGCGACGAUCACAUCCGAAGCCCGCCGAGCCUCCGUUUGUUUUCACAGGAGCCUUGCGUUGUCUCUAGCUGCUGCUUGACCUCUUGAUUUAGUUUGGUUUGGGUGCCUGGGACCCGGAUAAAACAGACAUCGAAUUGCUCGAACUCAGCAGGAGUUACUGUCAUUUGCCUCCUGGCUCAUAGAGGAAGGUGGGCAGCACCAGCUUCAACGCAGCUGUGAUUUGGAGAAGAAUGCCCUGCAGAAUGGCUCCAUCAGCCAUUGCGCUUCUCUGAGAGAGAGGCUGUCAGUGCUGAGUCACCAUAUCUGUCCACCUCAUUUGGAUGGGCAGGACUUCUGGGUGCCAUGAAAGUGGCUCCUGACCACACCUGACUGGGAGGAGGGGUUGCUCUGGCGGUGUGUUUCCUCAACACCCAGGAGUAGAGUGGAAAGGCGUCCCAGCCCCUUCCCUGUGCCUGCCUUCAGCAGCUAGUUGGCAGCCCCUUUGGCAAAUUGAGAGAGAAACUUGCCCUGAGCAAGGUGCAAUUUGGGAAAGGCCUACCGAGUCAGGCUUCUCUAGCUAGGGGCCAUUGCUCUGUUGGAGCAUGUGCUUUUCCCACCUCCUUUAUCAGUUGCUGCUGUCUCUUGACUUAAGUCCAGUCUACCAAUGCCUGUAGUCCUCCUUUUUGGGUUAGCUUUGACAGGAUUGAGUUUUGUUACCUCCCCUUUCUACUGGAAGACAGACCAUAAUCCUAAUAGUGAGUAAAACUGAUUGUAAUAUUUAUUACUAUUUGGACUGACGGUUAGGUCUGGCACCCUGAGGAGUGAAAACCAGGCAGACGCUGUCUGGAGAUGCUCGGCCUGGAAGUCUUGGAAAGAAAGCCCAAAGCGAGUUUCAGGCCUUACUCUCUUACUGACUUCAUGGAACUCAGGUUCCCUAGUUAGAACUGCUGGCCUACUGCUGGCCUGGCACCCACCAACCUGUUGAUCAAUCCUUGCAGUGGUGCCCUCUGGGGCAUGCACGUGGCAGGGCCCACCACCAUGAGACUGAGUUCCCUGUUGGCUCUGCUGCGACCAGCACUGCCCCUCAUCCUAGGGCUGUCCCUGGGAUGCAGCCUGAGCCUCUUGCGGGUUUCCUGGAUCCAGGGUGAGGGAGAAGAACUCUGUGUAGAGGCUGUCGGGGAACUGGGAGGGCCACAGAAUCCAGAUUCAAGAACCCGGCUCGAUCAAAGUGAUGAAGACUUUAAACCCCGGAUUGUCCCCUACUACAGGGAUCCCAAUAAGCCCUACAAGAAGGUGCUCAGGACUCGGUAUAUCCAGACAGAGCUGGGCUCUCGUGAGCGGUUAUUAGUGGCUGUUCUGACUUCCCGGGCCACACUGUCCACUCUGGCUGUGGCUGUGAACCGCACAGUGGCUCACCAUUUCCCACGGUUAGUCUAUUUCACUGGGCAGCGAGGGGCUCGGACUCCAGCAGGAAUGCAGGUGGUAUCUCACGGGGACGAGCGGCCGGCCUGGCUCAUGUCAGAGACCCUGCGCCAUCUUCACACACACUUUGGGGCCGACUACGACUGGUUCUUCAUCAUGCAGGAUGACACAUAUGUGCAGGCCCCCCGCCUGGCAGCCCUUGCUGGCCACCUCAGCAUCAACCAAGACCUAUACUUGGGCCGAGCAGAAGAGUUCAUUGGUGCAGGCGAGCAGGCCCGGUACUGCCACGGGGGCUAUGGCUACCUGUUGUCACGGAGUCUCCUGCUUCGACUGCGGCCACAUCUGGAUGGCUGCCGAGGAGACAUUCUCAGUGCCCGUCCUGAUGAGUGGCUUGGCCGCUGCCUCAUCGACUCUCUGGGCAUCGGCUGUGUCUCACAGCAUCAGGGGCAGCAGUAUCGCUCAUUUGAACUGGCCAAAAAUAGAGACCCUGAGAAGGAGGGGAGCUCGGCUUUCCUGAGUGCCUUCGCGGUGUACCCUGUCUCUGAGGGAACCCUCAUGUACCGGCUCCACAAACGCUUCAGUGCUCUGGAGCUGGAGCAGGCGUACAGUGAAAUAGAACAACUGCAGGCUCAGAUCCAGAACCUGACCGCGCUGACCCCUGAAGGGGAGGCAGGGCUGAGCUGGCCCAUUGGGCUCCCAGCCCCCUUCACACCGCGCACUCGAUUUGAGGUGCUGGGCUGGGACUACUUCACUGAGCAGCACACCUUCUCCUGUGUAGAUGGGGCCCCCAAGUGCCCAUUGCAAGGGGCCAGCAGGGCAGAUGUGGGCGACGCUGUGGAGACCGCUUUGGAGCAGCUCAAUCGGCGCUAUCAGCCCCGCCUGCGCUUUCAGAAGCAGCGGCUACUAAAUGGCUACCGGCGCUUUGAUCCGGCGCGGGGCAUGGAGUACACCCUGGACCUGCUGCUGGAAGCUGUGACACAGCGUGGGCACCGGCGGGCCCUGGCCCGCAGGGUCAGCCUGCUGCGGCCGCUGAGCCGGGCGGAAAUCUUGCCUAUGCCCUACGUCACUGAGGCCACCCGUGUGCAGCUUGUGUUGCCGCUCCUGGCGGCCGAAGCUGCUGCGGCCCCUGCUUUCCUCGAGGCCUUUGCAGCCCGUGUUCUGGAGCCGCGAGAGCACGCGUUGCUUACCCUGUUGCUGGUCUAUGGGCCUCGGGAAGGCGGCCGAGGGGCCCCAGACCCAUUUCUUGGGGUGAAGGCUACAGCAGCUGAGUUAGAGCGACGGUUCCCUGGGACAAGGCUGGCUUGGCUUGCUGUGCGCGCAGAGGCCCCCUCCCAGGUGCGGCUCAUGGACGUGGUCUCUAAGAAGCACCCCGUGGACACACUCUUCUUUCUCACCACCGUGUGGACCAGGCCUGGGCCUGAAGUCCUCAACCGCUGCCGCAUGAAUGCCAUCUCCGGCUGGCAGGCCUUCUUCCCAGUCCACUUCCAGGAGUUCAACCCAGCGCUGGCACCACAGAGAUCUGCCCUAGGACCUCCAGGGGCUGGCCCUGACCCCCCGUCCCCUCCUGGUGCUGAGCCUUCCCGGGGGACUCCCGUAGGGGGCAGGUUUGACAGACAGGCUUCCGCGGAGGGCUGCUUCUACAACGCUGACUACCUGGCGGCCCGAGCCCGGCUGGCUGGAGAACUGGCAGGCCAGGAAGAGGAGGAAGCCCUGGAGGGGCUGGAGGUGAUGGAUGUUUUCCUCCGGUUCUCAGGGCUCCACCUCUUCCGGGCCGUGGAGCCAGGGCUGGUGCAGAAGUUCUCCCUGCGCGACUGCAGCCCUCGGCUCAGUGAGGAGCUCUACCACCGCUGCCGCCUCAGCAACCUGGAGGGGCUGGGGGGCCGUGCCCAGCUCGCCAUGGCUCUGUUUGAGCAGGAGCAGGCCAACAGCACCUAGCGCGCUGCCCUGGCCUGGCCCCUCCUCGUAGUUCCCUUUCUGCCUCAGCCCUGGGCAGGGCAAGGCAAGAUGGACGGACAGAUGGAGAGCUUGUUGCUGUAUUUUUUUAACAAGAAAAUGUUAUUAAAAGCAUCUUCUGCCACA